Liolophura sinensis is the source of this 742-nucleotide messenger RNA. RefSeq lists its product as uncharacterized. The transcript is spliced from 6 exons. The record is from RefSeq and is a predicted model, not a curated record. NCBI's taxonomy places the organism in Eukaryota, Metazoa, Mollusca, Polyplacophora, Chitonida, Chitonidae. Bases 38 to 592 code for a protein of 184 amino acids.
UUACAGCCUGGGAAAGGACGCUGUACGAACGCCUGCGAUGCAAGAAUACGUGAGAAGUGGAAACAUGCGUCAUGACACCGCAAUGCAGGCUGGAUAUGGACACGUGCCUAUGGUGCCACCUGGUGGUUACGGUGGGGACAACUCUAGCUACUACGGAAACCGGAAUGGAAUGCCUGGCCAGUCUGGAGGAUUUGUGCCUAUCGACAGCAAUACAAUACCGACUUAUCUCCCUUCAGAAAAUGAACGACAAAGAAGGGAGGCGUAUGAGACAAGUAAUAGCUUAAAUCGAGAGCUUUCAUCUUACCUGUCUGGUGGAUCAUUAAAACCCUUGGAUAUGAGCAGUCAGUAUCGUGAAAACUGGGAUAAUCAAUUUGAUCCGUAUGGAACACAGGAAAGGUCGCUGAACCAUCAUAGCCAUCCCUCCGAGAACCGGUUAUUGCCCGGAGAGGAAAUUCCGUCGUGGUACACGGCUCGACAGAUUCAUCAGCAUGAGGAGAUGCUACGGUUACAACAACAACAGCAACAUCUCAACCAAAACUUGCUCAAGCCAGUCAAAGGAGGCAAAGGUAAGAAGGGCAAAGGAAAGAAAUAACGACCCUUCUGAUUGGAUGAUUCAUCGACGGAACCAAAGUGUAUUCUCAGAUUAUCAAAUUUCGACUGGACUUACGGAGCGUCGAGAGUGUGAGAGAGGUCUGGGGAAACGAGACCACUUUGUGUCAAGAUCCAAAACAUUUUUGGCAAC